GCUGCGCUCCGUGCGCCGCCUGCGCGAGGUGUUCGAGGUGUGCGGCCGCGACCCCGACGGCUUCCUGCGCGUGGAGCGCGUCGCGGCGCUGGGGCUGCGCUUCGGCCAGGGCGAGGAGGUAGAAAAACUCGUGAAGUAUUUGGAUCCCAACGACCUGGGGAGAAUCAACUUCAAGGACUUUUGCAGAGGCGUGUUCGCCAUGAAAGGGUGCGAGGAGUUGCUGAAGGACGUGCUGUCCGUGGAGAGCGCCGGGACGCUGCCCUGCGCACCCGAGAUCCCGGACUGCGUGGAGCAGGGCAGCGAGGUGCCAGACCCCACCUCUGCUGACGGCGAGCUCCUCCUCAGGGAGCCCGGCUUCUUUCCCGAGGACGAGGACGAGGCUAUGACGCUUGCCCCACCCGAGGGCCCCCAAGAGUCGGACAUGGACGGCCCCAUGGAGAGCACCCAGGGCCUGGAGGGGGCGAUCAGGAUUCCUGCCGAGGAGAAGGACGUGGGCCUUGGGGCCCUGUUCCUGCCGGAGGACAAGUCCCUGGUCCACACUCCGUCUAUGACGACGUCAGACCUCUCCACGCACUCCACCACCUCGCUCAUCAGCAACGAGGAGCAGUUUGAAGACUACGGGGAGGCGGAUGAUGUGGACUGUGCCCCCAGCAGCCCCUGCCCUGACGACGAGACCAGGACCAAUGUCUACUCGGACCUGGGGUCGUCCGUGUCCUCCAGCGCGGGGCAGACGCCUAGGAAAAUGCGGCAUGCGUACAACAGCGAACUGCUGGACGUUUACUGCUCUCAGUGCUGUAAGAAAAUCAACCUGCUCAAUGACCUGGAAGCCCGACUCAAGAACCUGAAGGCCAAUAGCCCCAACCGAAAGAUCUCUAGCACAGCCUUCGGACGGCAGCUCAUGCACAGCAGCAACUUCAGCAGCAGUAACGGCAGCACUGAGGACCUCUUCCGGGACAGCAUCGACUCCUGUGACAACGACAUCACAGAGAAGGUGAGCUUCCUGGAAAAAAAGGUGACAGAGCUGGAGAAUGACAGCCUGACCAACGGGGACCUGAAGAGCAAGCUGAAGCAGGAGAACACGCAGCUGGUGCACAGGGUGCACGAGCUGGAGGAGAUGGUGAAGGAUCAAGAGACCACGGCUGAGCAGGCCCUGGAGGAGGAGGCGCGGCGCCACCGCGAGGCCUACAGCCGGCUGGAGCGGGAGCGGGGCACGGAGAUCGAGCUGCUCAACACCAGGGUGCAGCAGUUAGAAGAAGAGAACACUGAGCUUAGAACGACAGUGACUCGACUCAAGUCACAAACAGAGAAACUGGAUGAGGAGCGGCAGCGCAUGUCUGACCGGCUGGAGGACACCAGCCUGCGGCUCAAGGAUGAGAUGGACCUGUACAAGCGUGUGAUGGACAAGCUGAGGCAGAACCGCCUUGAGUUCCAGAAGGAGCGGGAGGCAACGCAGGAGCUCAUCGAGGACCUGCGGAAGGAGCUGGAGCACCUGCAGAUGUACAAGCUGGACUGCGAGCGGCCAGGCAGGGGCCGCGGCUCGUCCUCCGGCCUGGGCGAGUUCAGUGCCCGGGCCCGAGAGGUGGAGCUGGAACACGAGAUCAAGCGGCUCAAGCAGGAGAAUCACAAACUGCGAGAUCAGAAUGAUGACUUGAACGGGCAGAUCUUGAGCCUCAGCCUCUACGAGGCAAAGAACCUCUUUGCCACCCAGACCAAAGCCCAGUCUCUGGCUGCGGAGAUUGACACGGCCUCUCGCGAUGAGCUCAUGGAAGCCCUAAAGGAGCAGGAAGAGAUCAACUUCCGGCUGAGGCAGUACAUGGACAAGAUUAUCCUUGCCAUCCUGGACCACAACCCCUCCAUCCUUGAGAUCAAACACUGAGGCGAGGGGGCUGGCUGCAGAGUGGCCUUGGGACCCCUGGACCCUGGGAUUCAGGGGCAGACCCCGCAUCAGGAUGCGGCCCGGGUCGGGCCUCACACACACACUGUAAAUGUGUCUCUGGCCACCGUGUAACGUGUACUGGUGUGUCUGUGGGGAGGCCGUGCAUACAGCACAGGGUGAGCGUGCAGUUAGCUGUCCACGCACUUUGUGGUCCCUUUGCGAGGGGCAGAGGGUCGGCUCUCAGGAGUUACUGUAAUAACGAGAACUGGAAGCUUGUGUUUCAGAUACUGGAUAAAAUGAUUCUACCUCUGGGGAUAAGGAUUAAAAAGUACUCGGUGAGACGGGCUCUUUCACCCCAUCCCUACUCCCCACUGCAAAUGGGAGCAUGAUUAAGAUCUUUCACAGGCAUUCGCCAGCCUCUUUGGCUGUCUUUCAAGCCCAGGCACCUGCACUCAGAGAGGAGGGAGGGGUGUGUGGGGCCCUCCCGAGCCCCUCCCCUGCUGGCAGCCUGUGUGAUGCUCAUGCACGGGGCGUGCAAAGGACUCAGGCUUGCAGAGGGGCUACGGGGGGGGGGCGCUCUUCAUUCUGAGAGUUCUUGGCACUUUUAGAGUUCUCUGUAAACUUCCCCAUCCCUGCUUACCCUUUCUUUGUUUUUAAGACAGUGAAAAAUAAGCAGCCUUCACUUGGGUGUGCGUGAAGGAUUAAAAGGUAGAGGAAGAGGGCUGGGGGACAGGGCUGUCUAAGGCACAUGCUGGCAUUGGACAACCAAAGACGUGAUUUUCGGAGAGGAGUGUGCUCACAGCCCUGUCAGCAUCCUUCCCCGUGGCUGCAUUCUAAGAGAGCAGCUUGGAGGGAGCGGUCCCUGCUUACCUGCCUCUGUUCUCCACACGGCCUGCUGAUGGCCUUGGGUUUACAAUCCAAGCUCUGGGCUUGGCUCGGCCGGGUAGGGAGGCCCCUGCGUUCCGGCCUCUAGAAACACACCUGUAUCGGUUCUUGGCUGGGGAAUAAAUGCCGUGCUGGUGGGAGACACAGCUGGGGAGGUGGCAGGGAACUCUUUGUCUCCAUCCUGGUGACACGUGGUGGAAAUUCACCCUCUGGAUCUUCCAUGGGCUCUUGUUUCAGGAGGCUGGGACUAGAUCUGGUACUUUCCCUUCAGUUUCCCAGUUUGUCUCAAUUCUGUGCGGGUUGGAUUCGUUUCCUUUAUCAGAUACAUAAGAACAUGUAUCGUCUUAUUCCCCAGCCCUGCAGUUGCUGGUUUACUUCAACAUUUCCAGUGGGAAAAGGAGAGUUGGGGCAUGUCGGGGAGAGGUGUACACAGAGGAGAGGGGGCAGGAGGGGAGGAAGAGGAGACCAGGGGACGCAGGCGAGUCCCCUGAGCGGGGCUGUGGCCAGGACUGAUGUCCAUUCCACCCAGUCAGCUUCGGCUUUCGUUGCAUUUCCUGAUUCUUUCUAAGCAUACGCAUGGGAUUGGUUUCCUGCGGCAAAUAAUGGGGCUGCCUUGGUCUGAUGCAGGACUUUGGGGCCACCCACAGCAGGAAGACGGGGGCAGGGGUUGGUCUCCUUGGGCCCCUCGAGGAUCUGAGAAGCAGCAGCAGUGGAAAGAGGGUGGGUCUCUUGAGAAUUUGCUAAGAGGAAGGAAUGGCAGGAAUUAAAGGACAGGAAAGAAGAUGAAUCAUGACGUGGCUUUGGUCUGGGUUUUAUAUCGGAAGGAGUCCUGCGGAGAGGCCAGCCAGACCCGGGUCCUGGUCCAGGGGACCCUGCCCCAGGGGUGAGCAUUUUAUGUGUAACACCUGACAUGCUCUUUAGCUGCAUUGAUGGGGUUCCGGGGAAGGCCGCGGAGGCUGAGUUCCUGGAGUCACAACGUGAGAAGGCAUUUCCGCCAUGGGGAAAGGGGGUGGGAAAAGCUGUCAGCGUGCAGGGGGCGCCACAGAAACGGACUCCCUCAGGAAGCCCUGAGCCUGAAAGGCCCUUGGGACCUGGUGUGGUGCGGAGGUCUCUGAAAGGAGCUGACUUUAAAGUGAGACUGAAUUCCAUUUAACACACAGCCCAAGUUAAAUCCAACCUUCCUUCAGGCAGAAUACAUCAAAUUGGCUUUUUAAGAUCAGGUAGCUUUUUAAAAUGCUCUUCCCUAUUUGAAAGCUAGCCUGGGGUGGGGGCAGAUGGCCCAGGGGUCCCAGCCCCACAGCCCCUGGGUGGGCUCUGUCUAGAGCUGUCCUAACUCUGGGUGCAGACGGCGCCAACCCUGCUCCCUUCCUGCGUUUUCUCCUUUGCAGGUUGAGAGGGCUCAGUGGUGGGGCUGUGAGACAGUGCGGGGAUGCCCAGUUAAAUUUGAAUUUCAGGUAAGCAACAGAUAAUUUUUAGUAAAAUGUUCCCUGCAAUACUUGGGACAUAUUUAAAAUGGAAAAGUUCUUAAAAUUCUGAUAACUGGGCCCAGCUCCCAGAGGUUCUGAUUUCAUUGGUCUGCGGUGUGGUCCAGGCCUGGGACUGUUUAAAGAAUCCCCUGGGUGGUUGUAAUUUAACUGGGUGUCCUCUGUAGGUUGGGUCUUUGCUAAACCUGGUAGUUCCACCAAGUAGGGGUUAGCAGUAACUUGUCUCAAGUUUAGAGGCUUUUGGGGUGGGAGUGUGGGGAGGGGGUUCAGCAGAUUCACCUUUUACGGGACUCUGGGGUAUCCUUGUAUUUAAUCAGAAGCCGAACAGAAUUUGUUGAGCCCGAGAGUGAGCAUUAGAUACACCGUCUAACUAAAAAGGAAGCACUUUCUGGUUUAUCUAGGGCCGUAUUCUGUGGGACAGUAUAAGAAACGAAGUUCUAGUAAAAAAGAAAAUUUGUUUAACUUUGAAUUGGUCAGGGUUAGACAAGUUAUUUUAAAUUUGUAGAUUCUUUGAGAAUUGUCAGAGGGAAAUUAUCCUUUAUCUACAGACGUUCUGACCUAUGGAAAACACAAAGCUUGACAAUUUCCCAGAGCGCUUGAGCCUGAAACUGGUUCUCAACGUGGGCUGUGCAUUGGAAUCACCUGGGGAGAAUUUUAAAGUUCUGCUGAUGGGCCUGACCGCUCCCCGCCCUCCCCCCCCACCUCUGGAAUUCAGAUUUAAUUGGUGUGGGUGAGGCCCGGGCACUGAAGUGUUUAAAGAGCUCCCCAAGUGAAGGUACUGUGCAGCCUGGCUGAGACUCCUGUCCUGGGAGGUUGCUGGCCAGAAGCGGAGAAAAUGGGUGGACAGGCUAUUGGGCUUGUUAACCCAGGUGCUGGGGAACAGGGAGUUCUCUUGCUGAUGUAUUGAUGUCUGAUGGUGAGAAGUUAGCAGACCCCCUCCCCCAGGAUGGGAGGCCUGGUACCUUCAGGAGCAGGUGGAUCCAGCUGCUCUCAGCAGCCUGAGAGUUAGUGAACCUGAGUGGGUAAGUCUCUGCCUGUUGCUGGUGGAGUCAGUGGGUGGCACGUGUAGGGAUGUAUCCAGAGUGGGGGGAGGACAGAGUUUGGAGGGGUGCUGGAAGCAGCCUCAGGAACAGCUGCCGCCUCCUGUUCCAGCGGAGCCCAGUGGGAUUCCCGCCUUGUGGGGUUUGCUCUGAUCUGUUUUCAGGCUGGACGAAUAAGGCUCACCCCAGCCUCUCCCCUGUUAUUCACCAAUCCAGCAUCCCUGCCCAGCCCUGGGGGCUUGGGUCGCUGGUCUGCUGGAUUCCUGGCCCAGCCAGGUCCUGGUGGUCAGGACGGCUCUUUUGUUCCAGUGAGGGACUUAAUAACCUGCACAGGCUUACAGGGGCCAUUGGGGCCUGGUGGACGAGGGAGAAGUGAAGCCCUCUUUCUGUGCUCUGUGGGUAGGUGUGUUUAGCACAUUAGCAAAUUUAAACCCAAAAUCUGACUAGAUGCGAUCAGAACAGGGGAGUAUUGGGUGGUUACUGUGCCAAGGAAAUGACUUUGUUCACCUGGCAGAUCCACAGUGACUCUUUUAAGGAGCUGAGGUGGGUUUUUAGAUCGAGGGGAGGGGCCAUUCAGGAUUCCAUCGCUGGCGCCCUCCCUGGCCUUUCCUCUGGAAUGAGGACAGCCCCUCUGGAACGCUGCUCCAGGUUGGGGAGGGGCCGUGCCCUCCUGGGUAACUGUGAGCAAGUCCCUUCCCUCAGCUGACCUCAGGGCCCCCCAGGCCCUGCCACCCUGCCCUGAGUGCGCGCAUUUUCAGGAGGGAGGAGUGGCCAGAACAGUGGGGCUGCCUGCCCGCCCUUCAGCCACACUCCACCUCCCCGGGAAAAGAGGCUGCUUUCUAGAAAGAUCUGUUUCUAAAAGUGUGGACCCUGCAGAGAGUGAUGCCACGUGGCUCUGGUGCUCCGACCCUAUAGGCUCCUUCCCGCUGUGACUGUAAUGGAGUGGGGUGGGGGUGGGGAGUCUGCCCCCAGCCACCACCAGCAGGGUGGCUGGAGCGGCAUCCCAGGGCCGCCCCUGCAGGACCUAAGUGCUGCUGUCUGAGGGGACUCGGGAGGCGUGCCUCCCCCUGGCCCCCUGCUUUGCUGUGCUGCGCCGGCCGUGUUUUGUCUGCAUGGUUUGGGGUCACUGUCCUUGUGCCUUCUCUGCCCUGUCACCACUGUACAGGAUUUUCCGCAUUGCCACUGCCCCCUUUUCUACAUCCUCUCGUUUACCCUGGCCCUUCUUGUGCCCUGUAAAGUGUACAUAGUGCCUCCCCUACUUGGUGUCCGCGGGCCGCCACCUCACGAGGCCGGCUCCCUGCACGCGCAUCCCCGUUCCUGGGCUCCGGCUCCGCUUCCCUCCACCUACUCAGCCACUCAGACCUGGAAACAGGGGGUGGAAUUCUUUAUUAUGGUCUUUAGCUCGGGGGGCGCGGGCCCACUUGGCCCGUCCUCCGGCCUGCCGCUGUUUAGAAGCCCCGCACACCCCACAAGGCCAGCUUUGUGCAAGCAGCUUCUCCCCCCACCCUUUCCCUGCAUCGGUGUCAGUGUCUGUAGGUGGCAGAGCACACCUGUCGAACCUGGAAGUCAGCCCGGCAGGGGUGUCAGGGUGUCUCGGGUCUGCAGCCACUCAGUGAGCCCCUUGGAGGAUGCACCUCCGGCCCCCGGAAGAAGCUCCUGCUGUGUGGCUCCCCGUGCUUGGCCCUGGGCCCGGGUUCAGGGCCACCGCCGUCUGGUGUCUUAACAGCGUCAGACCCCAAACAAGCAGAAGGAAGGGGCUUCUGGCUGCAUCCCCUGCCACACAUUAACAGCUGCCGAGCUCUUCCUCGUCUGCCGAAGGUGCUCAGACCGGGUGCCAUUAAACCCCUGAUGAUGUCAGGACCGCUCUGGGACCAUGCGUGGCUGAGGACCUGCAGUCCCCACUUCCCUGGCUGGGUUUCCAGGACCCAGGUGCAAUGAGCUGCACGUGGGGGCUCAUGCCCAAGGGUUUGUCGGGCGGCUCUGAUGCCCCGAGGGUUUCAAUCCACUUGAGUCUUUCGCCCUCCGCGGGAGCCUCCAUCCAGAAGCAGGUCUAGCUUUGGGGCUGGGGCGAGACCUCUACCUCCAGGCCCCUGGGUGGGGAGAGUGGGGUGAGGCUCCAGGGCUGUGUCCCAGGGUCCCGAGCUCUCCGCCGUCAGCCUGCUUCUAGCCAAAUAGGAGCAAGCUCUCAGAGGCAGGCUCCCUCGGGAACUCUAAUGUACAGACCAAGGUGUAAAUAAACACUCUGCUCCUCUUGCCUGA
Molecule: messenger RNA, 7544 nt
Organism: Vicugna pacos (alpaca)
Lineage: Eukaryota; Metazoa; Chordata; Mammalia; Artiodactyla; Camelidae
Gene: RAB11FIP4
Product: RAB11 family interacting protein 4
Biological process (GO): regulation of cytokinesis; endocytic recycling
Cellular component (GO): midbody; endocytic vesicle; cleavage furrow
Molecular function (GO): calcium ion binding
Source: RefSeq, a predicted model, not a curated record